AUGAUCUACCCCAGAAAGCACGCCGUUUUCGAUGUGGUCGGCACCUGCGUUUCAUUCGACGUCUUUCUCGACACCAUUGAGGAAGUUCUCGGUCCACGACUGCGAGCACAUCAACUGUCUGCCAAAAUUUUCGGUUUUGCAUGGAUGCAAUCCUCCGAGCUCGAGUCUCUAAUGCUGCACAUGUCCAAGCGGAAGGUACCAUACAAAGAUGUUUUUAAGGCGCUCUUUUACCGCGUCCUCUAUAUGUCCGGGAUCCAAGACCCGAGAUCGUUCGCCACCGACGAGGAGAGAGACAUCUGUCAGGAAGCAUAUUCGAGGCUAGAGCUUCGCCCAGAAUGCCGCACCAUGAUGGAGAGAUUGCGGAAGAAUGGUUUCACCAUCUGGUGCUUGACCACGGGCGACACAGAACGAGUCGGAGGCUACUUUAAGCGCGCCGGUUUUGAAAUUCCCGCCGAGAACCUUGUCAGUUGUCAUCAGUUCAUGAAAUAUGAGUCUGCAUUAGAAUCCCCUCUUGCUAUGGUCAAACCUUCAAUGGGGUCCUACCAGCCCAUGCUGGAUAAGUUCGCUGCCGAGGAUCAAAAGUGGUUUGUGGCGGCACACAUGUGGGAUGUGAGCGCAGCUGUUAAAGCCGGCUUCCGUGGCGCUUACUGCUCGAUAUAUGAGAAGGAGUCGUGUAUUGAGAUCUUUGAUACUAAGAUGGAUGUUAUGGCCGACAGUCUGCUCGAGAUGGCCGACAAGAUGAUUCUGGCAUCUUGA
Molecule: messenger RNA, 756 nt
Organism: Penicillium digitatum Pd1
Lineage: Eukaryota; Fungi; Ascomycota; Eurotiomycetes; Eurotiales; Aspergillaceae
Product: putative 2-haloalkanoic acid dehalogenase
Source: RefSeq, a predicted model, not a curated record